ACAAAUAUGGGCAGGCACUAGCUAGCUAGGCUGCAAAGAGCCAAAGACUGCCGGCACCGCUGCUAGCUUGCUAGCAUACUUCCCCUACACGCGCGCGCAACCGCAAGCAGUCGAUCGUCGCAUGGCGCCAGGAGGCAGCGGCGAGCGGUGGAGCCUGGCCGGCGCGACAGCGCUGGUCACCGGUGGCAGCAAGGGGAUCGGGCAAGCCGUCGUGGAGGAGCUGGCCAGGCUCGGCGCGCGCGUGCACACGUGCGCCCGCAGCGCGGCGGACCUGGAGGAGUGCCGCCGGCGGUGGGCCGAGAAGGGGCUCCGCGUCACCGUCUCCGUGUGCGACGUCGCCGUGCGCGCCGACCGGGAGAGGCUCGUCCUGGACACGGUCAGCGCGGCCUUCGACGGCAAGCUCGAUAUCCUGGUCAACAACGCUGCGCUGCUGCUGCUCAAGCCGGCGGCGGAGUGGGCGGCGGAGGACUACGCGCGGAUCAUGGCGACCAACCUGGAGUCGUGCUUGCACAUCUCCCAGCUCGCGCACCCGCUGCUCCUCAACGCCUCCGUCGCCGGAGGGGCGAGCAUCGUCAACGUCUCCUCCAUCGCCAGCGUCCUUGGCUUCCCGCAGGAAGUUAUGUACAGCGUCACCAAAGGAGGACUGAAUCAGAUGACGAGAAGUCUAGCUGUGGAGUGGGCCUGCGAUAGGAUCCGUGUGAACUGCGUCGCGCCGGGCGUGAUCAUGACGGACAUGGGUAAAGAGCUACCGGCGGCGUUGGUGGAGCAGGAGCGGUCACGCAUCCCGCUGCGGCGGACCGGCGAGCCGGAGGAGGUGGCGUCCCUGGUGUCGUUCCUCUGCAUGCCGGCGGCGUCCUACGUCACCGGGCAGGUCAUCUUCGUCGACGGCGGCCGGACCAUUAGUGGCGCCUGAUCGACGACGACGGCCAGCUAUAUAUUCUCUAUUCUACUGUAUUUGAAUUUGUUUUCGUUCUUGAUCGGCCAUGUAUCACCGUCAGACGUCAGCGGCAAUAAUCCGGCCGCCGUCAGCUAGCGCCAUGCAAGCUGCCCGAUCAUGCAAGGUGCAGACACUGUCGUUGCCUGCAGUUCUGUUCCUUUUUCUACUAUGGUUUCUUGUAUUCACUGCCCACUGGUGAUGUUUCUGUGAUAACGACUUCGACAGAGGGGAUACAUUUU
Zea mays is the source of this 1176-nucleotide messenger RNA. RefSeq lists its product as uncharacterized. Gene Ontology annotation, molecular function: oxidoreductase activity. The record is from RefSeq and is marked provisional. The coding region runs from base 122 to 913 and encodes 263 amino acids. Lineage: Eukaryota; Viridiplantae; Streptophyta; Magnoliopsida; Poales; Poaceae. The transcript has 3 exons.